AUGAUAGUACCCGUAACGGAAGCAAAUUCCAGCGAUCCUGAGAGCAAUAACUCCCGAGAGAGUUAUGUUGGGGGCGCUUAUACACUUGAUCUGGUAACGCCCCCGGAAUCAGCUUCGGAGGUGGUCAAGUUGCCAACGCUAGAAUCUAAAAUAUUCUUGCGAGAUCUGCGUAGUGACAAGAUCAAACAGAUCUGCCUACUCGUCACAGAGGACGAGUACGUCGCCGAUAUUCGGUCGGCACAAGUGUUUGCUGAGAACGAACACGCUCUCAGUAGCUCAUCGAUGGGCAUGGGUGCCGUCGAUGAGAAGACUCGGAUUGAGCAAUACACGUCUUAA
Molecule: messenger RNA, 336 nt
Organism: Peronospora matthiolae
Lineage: Eukaryota; Oomycota; Peronosporomycetes; Peronosporales; Peronosporaceae
Source: the annotation of a GenBank genome assembly